This is a messenger RNA of Sycon ciliatum, 1111 nucleotides long. RefSeq names its product tyrosine aminotransferase-like. The transcript has 4 exons. Gene Ontology annotation, biological process: L-phenylalanine catabolic process; biosynthetic process; L-tyrosine catabolic process. Gene Ontology annotation, molecular function: pyridoxal phosphate binding; L-tyrosine:2-oxoglutarate transaminase activity. Bases 96 to 491 code for a protein of 131 amino acids. Lineage: Eukaryota; Metazoa; Porifera; Calcarea; Leucosolenida; Sycettidae. The record is from RefSeq and is a predicted model, not a curated record.
UUGUGUAACACUUUGUAUUUGUAUCCUGUCUUUCUACUGUGACCCAUGUCCGACGGCAGGUACGCACGGGAAUCCUCCGUCUGUCCACCAAGUUCAUGGGCACGUGUACGCUGAUACAGGCCGCACUGCCGCGAAUCCUGAACGACGUGCCUGAGGAAUUCUUCGACAAGACCAAAAAACAUCUCGAGGAAACGUCAUCUGUGAUGUUUGAACGCUUGUCAGCAAUACCGUGCCUGAAGCCUAUCAAACCUGUCGGUGCUAUGUACAUGUUGGUUGGUAUAGACAUGGAGAAACUGGAGGGCAUGAAGGAUGAUCAUGACUUCACAAGACAACUAAUGGCCGAAGAGUCCGUGUUCCUCUUACCAGCUAGUGUUUUCCUAUAUCCAAACUUCUUCCGCGUCGUACUUCUUGCCCCGGUUGAGCUGAUGGUUGAGGCUACCGAGCGUAUCAGCGUCUUCUGUCAGAGGCACAUGCGCAAGGAGUCGAGUUAAUCAUUGUACUCGUCUACGAUGACAUCGCGGCGGCAUUGUUGUCUUCCUAUGAUGACGUCAUCGUGCUCGUCGAUGAUGGUGGCAUCGCGGUGUCACCGAUUGGUGUGAUGCUCUUCUUCCUAUCACGAUGACAUCAUGGCAUGGUAUUCUUGCUAUGAUGACGUCGAUGACGUCAUCAUGUUCUUGUUAUGAUGACAUGAUUGUAUUCUAUUGUGCGGAUGUCUAGGUUAGGUUUUUUUCUCAAGGUGUGCUAGAUUGUAGAUACGUGGUGUUUUCUGUUAUGCUGUGCUAGGACCUAGUCGCUGUACUGAGUGAGUACUUAGAAUGAUGAAGUAAUAGUUACGCUGUGCUGCAAAGCUCGUCUCCGCACAGGUGCGACGACGCGGUGUUGGGUGGUGUGUUGAUGUACUUCGGCACAUUUUUCCACUCGCACCGUACCCCUAGGUUUUCUGUUUAAUCGGCUAGGUUUUGGUACAAUGGCAGUGGGCGUGCGUGCCUUUAUUAUCUAAACCCCCUCAGUUCCGAAAUAUUUCACUUUUCUAACUGUCUGACCUGGCUGUUCAAUGUAUUUGAUUUCAGAGUUUUAUGUCAGAUUCCAUUCAAGAAUUAUUAUCCUGAUA